Molecule: messenger RNA, 627 nt
Organism: Prorocentrum cordatum
Lineage: Eukaryota; Dinophyceae; Prorocentrales; Prorocentraceae
Source: the annotation of a GenBank genome assembly
AUGAGAGCCGGAGAGGUUUGGCUGCUUGUUUUCAUUACUCUGGCUCAUGCCGAUGCCUACUCCUGCCCAGACUUUGACGCAAUUGGUCAGCCAGGCGUUCAUCCGAGCAAGUGGCGUCAAGAGGAUCUGAAUGGUGUGUGGUACGUUGUUGCAACCAAUGAGCCGACGAUCCCGACCGAUAUGAUGAGAAAGUGCGGUGUCCUGAAUUGGACGGUUUACACCGACGAGUAUCGAUACACUAACACAGUCACUCAGAUGGGGUUGUGGCGCGUCAACAUCACCGUCAUGAAUGCUGGAUAUCGAUCGAAAGACCCUCUUCGUCCAGGCAAUUGCACAGAGGGUUUCGGACUAUUCAACCGCACGGUCGACGUUACUGCGGGUCCUAACAUGUUCUUCAACUAUUCCGCAGCCGAAGGAUUUUACAUGUCAUAUGCCUGCAUUGGCAAAACCAUGUUUUCUUACAUCCUUGCAGCCAGGAGCCCUUUGCGUUCUGUGGAGUGGAUCCACGAAAAGUUGGGUUGGGCAUCGGCACUUGGAAUAUUGGAUAUGGAGAAUGUUGUCAUCAGUGAUGCACAUACCAGGCGAACGCUGUGUUGGGGUGAGAGUAGUGAUGCAGUGGUUGUGUAA